Homo sapiens (human) is the source of this 3328-nucleotide messenger RNA. It is a transcript of the gene RETREG1, whose product is annotated as reticulophagy regulator 1. Gene Ontology annotation, biological process: substrate localization to autophagosome; negative regulation of neuron apoptotic process; reticulophagy. Gene Ontology annotation, cellular component: Golgi apparatus; endoplasmic reticulum; cis-Golgi network. The record is from RefSeq and is a predicted model, not a curated record. Gene Ontology annotation, molecular function: endoplasmic reticulum-autophagosome adaptor activity. Lineage: Eukaryota; Metazoa; Chordata; Mammalia; Primates; Hominidae. The transcript is spliced from 10 exons. The coding region runs from base 27 to 1640 and encodes 537 amino acids.
GUCCCUGUCUGGAAGCACAGCUGAAGAUGGCGAGCCCGGCGCCUCCGGAGCACGCCGAGGAGGGAUGCCCGGCUCCUGCCGCCGAGGAGCAGGCGCCGCCGUCGCCGCCACCGCCCCAGGCAUCCCCCGCAGAGCGGCAGCAGCAGGAGGAGGAAGCGCAGGAAGCUGGGGCGGCGGAGGGCGCGGGGUUGCAGGUGGAGGAGGCCGCGGGCCGGGCGGCGGCCGCGGUAACCUGGCUGCUCGGGGAGCCGGUGCUGUGGCUGGGCUGCCGCGCCGACGAGCUGCUGAGCUGGAAGAGGCCGCUGCGGAGCCUGCUCGGCUUCGUCGCUGCCAACCUGCUGUUCUGGUUCCUUGCAUUGACUCCAUGGAGAGUAUAUCACCUGAUUUCCGUCAUGAUACUUGGGCGUGUUAUUAUGCAAAUAAUAAAGGAUAUGGUUUUGUCUAGAACAAGAGGUGCACAGUUGUGGAGAAGCCUCAGUGAAAGGGCUUUAUGGCGCUCCCAAUGUCAGCCAGCUGCGGUGCCAGGAGCUAGGGUGAUGUCAGGCCCCUGCUGUCACGGAGCACACAGCCCAGGUGUGGAGACAGACCCCAAGGUGAAAAAAAACUGGGAAGUUAUCAAUUCCAAACCAGAUGAAAGACCCAGGCUCAGCCACUGUAUUGCAGAAUCAUGGAUGAAUUUCAGCAUAUUUCUUCAAGAAAUGUCUCUUUUUAAACAGCAGAGCCCUGGCAAGUUUUGUCUCCUGGUCUGUAGUGUGUGCACAUUUUUUACGAUCUUGGGAAGUUACAUUCCUGGGGUUAUACUCAGCUAUCUACUGUUACUGUGUGCAUUUUUGUGUCCAUUGUUUAAAUGUAAUGAUAUUGGACAAAAAAUUUACAGCAAAAUUAAGUCAGUUCUGCUGAAACUGGAUUUUGGAAUUGGAGAAUAUAUUAAUCAGAAGAAACGUGAGAGAUCUGAAGCAGACAAAGAAAAAAGUCACAAAGAUGACAGUGAAUUAGACUUUUCAGCUCUUUGUCCUAAGAUUAGCCUCACGGUUGCUGCCAAAGAGUUAUCUGUGUCUGACACAGACGUCUCAGAGGUAUCCUGGACUGAUAAUGGGACCUUCAACCUUUCAGAAGGAUACACUCCACAGACAGACACUUCUGAUGAUCUUGACCGACCCAGUGAGGAAGUUUUCUCUAGAGAUCUUUCAGAUUUUCCAUCUCUAGAAAAUGGCAUGGGAACAAAUGAUGAAGAUGAAUUAAGCCUUGGUUUGCCCACUGAGCUCAAGAGAAAGAAGGAACAGUUGGACAGUGGUCACAGACCAAGCAAAGAGACGCAAUCAGCAGCUGGUCUCACCCUUCCUCUGAACAGUGACCAAACCUUUCACCUGAUGAGCAACCUGGCUGGGGAUGUUAUCACAGCUGCAGUGACUGCAGCUAUCAAAGACCAGUUAGAGGGUGUGCAGCAAGCACUUUCUCAGGCUGCCCCCAUCCCAGAAGAGGACACAGACACUGAAGAAGGUGAUGACUUUGAACUACUUGACCAGUCAGAGCUGGAUCAAAUUGAGAGUGAAUUGGGACUUACACAAGACCAGGAAGCAGAAGCACAGCAAAAUAAGAAGUCUUCAGGUUUCCUUUCAAAUCUGCUGGGAGGCCAUUAAUCUAGGAAUCAGCUUGCAACAGAGCACAAAAAACACCAAAAAAAUUUCAAACAAGAAAAAAAAAAAAAAAAGGAAAAGAAAAAAAUUGAACUGUAAGCUUUAAUGAUUACUUUAGAUUUGUUUUAUUUUCCCUCCUGCAGUGAAUUAAUUGGAUAUAUAUCAGCUGACACUGAUAGAUUGAUAUUUCUGAUCGUUAUUUUUGUGUAAUAAGCAUGGAAAUGAACUUUAUACACACCACUGUGUUGUCAGAGAUAAAUAUUAGGGGUUGUUUUUAAAGCAAAAAGAAAAAAACAAAAACCAAACUAUUAAAAUCCUCCUAUAAAUAUUCUUUUUCUUUACAGUUUUUCAAGCAUGCAAAACAGUUUAUUGUAACUUACUGAAAAAUAUUAACAAUUAAUUGUGAAUACAUGCUGUUACCAGCUUCCUUAUUCCUAAUACCUGGAAAAUUUUUUUUUCAACGGAUAGAUUUUGAUGUAAAAAAGACCGAAAUUAUCAAGGUAUCUUAGUUGAAGGACUUGGGAAAUACUAUCAAAAUUAAUUUCUUAGGAAAAAAUUUAAAAGUAUAUUUAAGUACUCUGGAUAGACUGAAACGUUUCCAUGUUAUUUCUGCAGUUGUAGACUUAGGCUUAUUUGUAAAGAAGCAUGCUCCAUUGACUGCCAUCUCUAGUCUUGCAGUGGGUGGUAUUAACCCAUAGAAAGCAAGCAGUUGUGUAUCACAUAGACAAUGGUUAUGAUGUAAACAGAUUCAGUUGUUUUGUUGUUCAUUCGUCAUAUGUUUGUGAUAGGGAUGUUGGGAGCACAGCUCUAUUCUGCCUGCUCAGACUUAAGUUAGACCCUUAUCUUUUAUAUUAUGUCAUGAAAAAAGUCUCCUAAAAUUGUGAAACUAGUUCUUGAUGAGUGAUGUGAUCAUCAGCAAUAAAGAUAUAAUAACUCUGUUUUCUUAGCCUGUAUAGAGGAGAGGAACUUGCUUGGCUUUAAAAUAUAUUUAUUUGCCAUUUAAGUAUAAAUAUGGAAUCUGUUUCUUAUUGGGAAGAUAGAAUAUAUAUAUUUUCCUUUAAACUUUUUAAGGUCACUUUUAAAUAACCAAAUUUGAUUUAUGGUUUUUAACAAAGGACUAAAGAGCUGAAACCAACCUAGUUUUGUUUUUGUGAUAUAAACUUUAAGUGUCGAGGGACCAUGCCAGCAACUACCAAAAAUCUCUUAAAUCUUCAGGUACAGCUGGCAUUUUGGCAGAUGCAUAGAGACAUCUGAGACCCUCAGAAAGGAAGGAUAAUCCAAGAAUAUAGGAAAUCUGUGUUCUCUUCCUUUCAUUUUAUCCCUUAUAUUUCUAAAGACUAAUUAUAAGUAAUCUGACAUUUUAAUGUAGCUACUCUUAUUUAUUUUUUCUUUCUGAGGUAUUAAAAUAUCUGGACUGAGUUUUGCCAAAUGUUAAAGGGAGAAGAGUUACUGAAGACUUUGAACACUUGCUUUUUGUGAUUGCUUAUGUCAUUAGUGCCUCAUGACUGUGUUUGAUGUCCUUUAUUGAUACAAAGUGAGCCUGUGCCUUCAUUAUCUUGCCCAUUUUAAUACAAAUGGAAACCUGGUGUUUGAAAAUCUCUGAACUGUGUGGGUUUUGGAGGAAUAUACCUGAAUUUUAUUCAAUAACAGUUUCUGGACAGGAAGAAAAAUACAGUUACAUAUUUAUAAAA